Molecule: messenger RNA, 4489 nt
Organism: Pyrus x bretschneideri (Chinese white pear)
Lineage: Eukaryota; Viridiplantae; Streptophyta; Magnoliopsida; Rosales; Rosaceae
Product: tRNA(adenine(34)) deaminase, chloroplastic-like
Biological process (GO): tRNA wobble adenosine to inosine editing
Cellular component (GO): chloroplast
Molecular function (GO): tRNA-specific adenosine deaminase activity
Source: RefSeq, a predicted model, not a curated record
UCCAGCUUAGCAGUCUGGAUUCUGAUCUACCCAAAAGACCACACCUUUACUUCACUCAGAGCUCCACUCUCACUAGCUCUCCAAAAUCCACAUCUCAGUUCAAAGUCCGUAGAGUGGCCAUAAACCCUUGUUACUUGUAUGGGUUGAGGCAGUCCACAUUGCUUCAACGGUCAGCUUCUAGAAGGUUGGUUUUGGGUGUCGGGGACGGGUGUAGUUAUCGUGUUCAGGAAUGUAGGCCGGACUGGGGUUGUUGUGAACUCCCUUGCUCGAUUAGGGAGAGGAAUGUGUGUGAUAGAAGGGGUAGGAGAAGGAAGGGGAGGUGUAGUUGUGUGGUUGAUGGGGAGGGAGGGGGUGGAGUUUAUGAUUCGGGUGAUCUUGAUGACGCUGAGGCUAUGCUCAGCUUGUUGAGUGAGGAAUUGGGUGGGGAGUGUUUUCUGAGAGAGAGAAAUGAGAUUUCGGUUAAGAGAGUGGAGAAGGAAGGUAGGAGGAUUUUGAGUGGUAGAGGGAGAAAUGUCGGUUCAUCAAAGAGAGGAGAAGAGGAGAGUAGGAGUUUGAUUGGUAGUGAGAGAAAUGAGAGUUCAUCUAAGAGAGCAGAAGAAAGGAGUUGGAGGAUAUUGAUUGAUCGAGAGAGACAUGCUGGUUCAUCAAAGAGAGUAGAAGAGGAGAGUAGGAGUUGUAGUGGUAGAGAGAGAAAUGCCGGUUCAUCUAAGAGAGUAGAAGUAGAGAGGGUGAGUGUUCGUGGUAGAGAGAAAAAUGGAAGUUCUUCUAAGGGAGUGCAAGUGGACAUCGAACCAGACAAUAGUAGUGAGUUUAACAGUAGGAAGAAGAAAAGCAAUGUUAAGGUGAAUACAUCAGAGAGUAAUUUGAAGCGCCAAUUUGGAUCAGCCACAGUUGAUUUGAGUGAAGGGGAUUUUAGACAGAAAGAAGAGAGGGAAGUGUUUUUGAGAGGUGAGAAUUGUAGGGGAAUGAAAGGAGGUUCUACUUCUUCUUAUUACUCUUUAUCAUCUUCUGGCGAUUUCGAAAGUGAGGCAGAUGCUCAGGAUAAGCACGGCUUCUUUGGGGAAUCAGCUUCAAGUGUGUACGAGGUCAAAUUUGAUAUUGGAGGUAGAUUUGGUGGGCAGGUCAUUGAAGAUUACAGGAAGUACAUGGAUGAUUCUGAGGGCAGAGGAGAAAUAACAACAAGAAACACUGCAGUUGAGGGUGGUGUCAUGUGGGAUUGGAGGAAGAAGACAGAAAAGAAGCUUACAGAAGUAGUAGCUGAAGAAGCUAAGGCUGGUGGGAAAUCGUCAGAGAUGAAUUCAAGAGUGUCGAAGACCAAUCAAAGUGAGUUCGGAGAGGCCUCUGGAUCCCGCAAGCAAUUUGACUAUGAGCAAGAGAAUUCAUACUUGACUAAGGGAACAAGAGAACAAUAUAGUCAAACACAGAACCAAGCUGUUGGUGUUGGCGUGAAUGAAUCUCGAAGAAAAUUUCAAGAACGCAACGAAUCAGAAAUCCGUGGAAGUGACGUUGAAACAACUUUCUUGUCCCAGGAGAGACUCAGAGAAAGGGAAGAAAACCUAGCGAUAGCUACAAACUUGGUGCAGGAAAGGCAAGAUGAACGUUACAACACAGCUGAAUAUACCAGUCAAAAUGAAGAGUUAAACAGAGACCACCAAAAGCCCUCAAAAAUUUCGCAAAUUCGAGUUAUUGAUGGAAGGAUCUCUGAUAGAAGGAGGGAGACUGAUAUAAGAAGGAUUUACCAGGAAGAAAACACAAAUUUAUUGCUGAGUUCAGCAAAUGAGACAGACGUGCAACGCCACAAAAUAGGUCAGCAGGUCAUUGGACUCGUCAACUUGGGAAGAAAGUCCCCACAAAUCACUGAAGUAUCAGAAAUUUGUGACAGUGGUAUUGAAGGGGCCAAUAUUGUCCAACCUGAAACUGGAAUUACGAACCAGGUACAGUCAAACUUGGUUCCUACUUCAGAUAGCACUACCAAUUCUCAAAGAAUCUCAAGGAAGGGAACUAUAAAUCAAGAAAGUGGUAUUAUAUCAACUGCUUCAUCAAUGGAGGAAACAAGGAGGAGAAAUAAUGAAACUGAUGAAAAUCGCAUGCAAGUUAAACUCAGAAAAGGGGCCCAAAGAGGCUCGGGAGAAGCCUCUAGUUUCCAAUCACCUUUGGAUGUGGUUUCCCAAGCUACAAUGCAACCGCAUAAUGUUGAGGGGCAUAAGAUAAGCCCACAGGCAAUGCUGCUGCCUCCCCCUUCUCAAUUGAUAACUAGAGGAUCGCUGCACACGGAGCCAUCAAGUGGGAUGGCAACUCAGGAAAUUUCUGAAGAAAUUCCGGAUAGUGGUUCACCUGCCUUGCAUACUCACUUGGGGAACCAAACUUCUGCUUUGCACCGAGAAUCAUCCAGUGGAAGUGGAAACUCCGAGACUCAAGGGGAGAUUUUAUACCUCAUUCCUGAAGAUGCUUUGGGUUCAACUUAUCGUUUGGAGAAAUCAUCUUCACAGUUUUUCGGGGAUUUUGUUCAGAAAGUAAGGCAUGAAGUCUCAACUUCUGAAAACCAGAACGAGAAUGCAGUUUCUGAAGCAAAAUUAGUAUAUGGAGGUGAGGUGUAUGGGGAUGGGCUAGGUACUUCGGUUUCGCUCCUAGAAUCAAGUAGCGGAAAUGGAAACACUCAGACUGAAGGGGAGAUUUUAUACCUUGUUAAUCCGGAAGAUGCUUUGGAUUCGGCUUACCGUUUGGAGAAGUCAUCUUCACAGUUUGUUGGGGAGUUCUUUGAUAGAGCAAGACAUGAAGUCUCAACUUCCGAAAAUCAGAAUGCAAAUACAGUUUCUGAAGCAAAGUUGGCGCAUGGAGGUGAGAAGAAUGGGCAAGUGGAUUCGAGUCAAAAUAGGUCUGAAGACUCUCAGAAAAAGGGAAAUGACUCAAGGCGUUCAUCUGGAGGUUCUGGAACCAAGGGGCCUGCUGAUGAAAUGUGGGAUGUAACAGACACAUCUGUUCUUAAAACCCCCAUGGCAGAAAAAUCAGAGGCUACUACAACAAGUGGGAGUACUGUUGUCAAGAGAACGGGCAGGUCCGUAUGGAACAUUGUUGCAGAUAUUGUUAGGCUGAGGUGGACUUCACAUGCUGAAACCCCUCAUUCCGCUGUGAAGUCAGGUGGAAGGACUUCAUCAAAUGAAUCUGCAAGUAGUGAGGCAUGGUUUUCUGGCCAUGAGACUGAGGACAACAAUGAAAAGAAUGCAAAAAGGGAUAAAGACGUGGAACAUCAGCUGCAACCGCCUAAAUCAUUUCCUCAAAGUGGAAAACUGAGAUCAAGGGACAAAGUAGGACAUCUUGAAGCAGGCACGCCGUCUUCUCCUAAUAAAGAAGAAAGUGGGUUGCCAUCAAAAGUCAUUUCCGCGUCUUCUAGUGAGGGAAUUUUACGUUCAAACGAGAAUCAAAAGAGUUUUCGAGGUUCUUCUUCUGGCAUUGAAAAAGUGGAGUCAUCUCAACCACUAAUUGCUAGUGGCGUAAAGUCUGCUGUUGUAGAAGAAAUUUCAAAUGCCGGUAACAUUGUCUCUGGAAGUGGUUCAAUGGAGCGCAUAGACCAAUUUGGCAGUCAGAAGUUGACCGAAGGAGUAUCAGACAAUGUGCAAAUGGGUGGGGAAUUGAAACAAAGGAGGUUUCAGAGGAAUAAGCAAGUCCUCAGAGACAGAUUUGACGAAUGGGCAGAAGCACAUACACAUGAAAUUGAACAAAGAAAAAUGGAUGAAAUGUUUAUGAGAGAAGCACUUCUCGAAGCUAAGAAGGCUGCUGAUAUUUGGGAGGUACCUGUCGGGGCUGUACUGGUACAACAAGGAAAGAUUAUUGCACGUGGAUGUAAUCUAGUGGAAGAAUUACGGGAUUCAACAGCCCAUGCAGAAAUGAUAUGCAUACGGGAGGCUUCUAACGUUCUCCGGUCAUGGAGGCUUUCGGAAACCACUCUGUAUGUAACACUUGAACCGUGCCCUAUGUGUGCUGGAGCGAUACUCCAAGCAAGAAUCGACACUGUUGUAUGGGGAGCUCCAAACAAGCUUCUCGGAGCUGAUGGCAGCUGGAUAAGACUUUUCCCUGAAGGGGGUGAAGGAAAUAGCUUGGAGCACUCGGACAAACCAGCUCCUCCUGUCCACCCAUUCCACCCAAACAUGACCAUCCGACGUCGUGUGUUGGCAUCGGAUUGUGCAGAUAUAAUGCAGCAAUUCUUCCAGCUGAGGAGAAAGAAGAAGGAAAAGCAGGCAGACCCGGCAGCAGCGGUCUCGCGUCCUCUUCCAAUUUCUCACCAUCCAUCAAAGUUACUUACAAAGAUGCAUGACAUCUUCCACAUAAUGUUCUGUUUGUGAGGGUUAGUACAAAGACUAUAGUUUGAUGAAUGUACAUAUCUGUGUUGAAAACUGUCCGUACCGUGGAUAAAAUGUAGUUCUCUCACCCUCCUUCCCUUAUUGUAGUCCGAAAGUUUUGCCUAGCUUAAUGAUUUCACUAGUGAUCAUCA